Molecule: messenger RNA, 1278 nt
Organism: Globicephala melas (long-finned pilot whale)
Lineage: Eukaryota; Metazoa; Chordata; Mammalia; Artiodactyla; Delphinidae
Source: RefSeq, a predicted model, not a curated record
AUGCGCCGCCCAGGCAAGCCUACCGGCGGGCGUCACACCCCAGGCCCACCCGGUGGGGCGCCACUCACCGGGAGCGCGCACGCGUCGGCAGCCAGAUUUCCUUCGCCCUCUGGGUCUCGGGUGUUUCCUUUUUUAAGCCGGUCGCCGCAAGCUGAGGCUGUGAUUGCACUCCUUCUCGGCGCAUGCUCAGCCCUGAGCUGCGGAGGGGUUCCCGGGUGCCGGAGGAGACUCCCGCUCCCUUGGGCCGCGCGUUUGCGCGAUCCGCGGCAGCCGCCAGCCGUGCAGGAAAACCGAGAUCUCCCUGGCGCUCCUUCCCUGCACCGGUUACUGGAAAGCAGGGGAGGCGGGGCCUGGUCGGCUGAGGGUGCGGCCGAACCCGGGAGUGUUAACUUUGGGUCAGGGCGGCUUUGGUGUUCACCCUGGAUUCGAGGAGCGAGGAGGAGAGAAAGGAGAGUUUCUUGUAUGAGGGAUCCAGAGGCUAAAAAGCAGACCCUCUCUCAGACCCUCUCUCUCUUGAAAAGCAACUCAUUUUGCGAAUGCCAGGAAAAAAUUUUCGGGUGUUGGCGGGUGAAAGACUUUUUUCCCCUUCCAAUGGUAUCACUUGCGUUUUGCCUCCUUGGACUGGAAGAGGGGAUUUGUGAAGGUGACUGGAUCUCCAGACUCUUCCCUUCCCCUCUCCUGCAGGUGCACUGCUUUAGUCGCUUCUUAUUGGAGGGUGGGCCUGGGGAGACCGGACGUGAAUCCUUGGCUGGAGGAGGGAAGCCAAAGAAGUGUGCUCAAGAGAAAAGGAACAUCAGAAUCGAGGAACUUAUUCAGAUCCCUGAUCAUUCACCUGAGGAUUUUUCUGUCAACAGUGGGAAAGCAUGAUGGAGUCAUCAUAUGACAGGAUUUUAGUAGACAUUUUUUUUCCUGCUUAGCAGUCUUUCCCUAUUCUGAUCAUUUCCUUUGGAGAGCUAUCCUUUCUUCACUCUCAGACCAUGUGGCUGAGGCAGGACUCCAGAGGAAAACAUAUUUGAGUUAAUCUUCUGCCUUAGGUUAGACUUACUAAGAAGGGUGAUCUCUCUUUUCCAAUGGAUUUAAGUCUGGAAAAAUGGAAGCCUGAAGCCAUCUUCCCACUCACAGAUUCUGAGAAAAAAGGCAACAUGGAAGAAAGCAGAUUCAGAAAUGGAGAUUUGGCCUGGAGACAUGUGUGAUGCCCUGAAUCCAUUGUGGACUAGAUAAUUCUGGAAAUUUCAGCUAAAUUACUCAAUAAAUUCUUUCAUGUAUCUAUUGCUUAAA